AUUCCUCAGAAAAUAAUUCAUCACUGCAGCUGCAACAAAGUAACGGUUUGUGAAUUUAAAACAACCGCGCUUUAUUCACGAUCACGUAGUUGUGAUGACAGCUGACGUUUCCAACACCAAAUAAAAUCCAGACAAAGUCCCAAAAGAAGUGUGGUUAUGUUUGUUAAAAAUCGAAGUGUCUUGUUGAAGUUGUUACAAAACCAGGGAUGAAGCCCUGAAUUUUAGUUAAAAUGUUGCCGACCAAAGGCUAUUUUCAAGAUAUCGAAUGCCCGUAUUACGACAAUGCUUGCAACAGGCCUUACUGUCACUUUCGGCACCGAAAGAAGACGCAAGAAACCACCGAGGAAGUUUCAAUCGAGACAACAAAAGAACCGGAAGUUCCUACGUAUAAACCGACCCCCAAAAGCGAGUUAGCGAACAUAAAAAGCCAUAUUCCCAUUAGUUAUGUUCCGGACUUGGCAUUCAGACCUGGCCGAACCCCUCGACCAGUACCAAAGUUCUCAUUUGAGAAGCCUACGUAUAAACCAACACCGCUGAGUAUAUUGUCUUCGGCGAACAAGCGCGAAAACGGGCUGGAAAGUGAUGAGAAGGAGACGAGUGAAGAGAUAGAAGCAAUCAGGGAAAUCAAACAAAAUAUUGCCAAUGCAGAAUACAAUCCAGAAGUGUCUUUACAGGAUGAUAUCAACUUCGAGGACUUGUCGGCGGAGUUUGACCUAAUUGAUGACAUAAUUCAAGAGCCUAGUGACAAACAAGCCAAGAGUAAUAAUUCGACAGAGAACGUGGUGAAGAAGGUGGAGAAGGCAAUCAGUAUUCUGAAAAGUAGUAACGAAGAAGGAAAAAUUGAAAAGGAAAAAGAGAAAUCGUCAAAGGAUAAGCCUGAAAAAUCGGAAAAACGAAGCAGUGGCAGCAGUAGCAGCAAAUCUCAUAAAUCAAAACAUCACAAUAAGAAAGAUACCAAAGACAAAUCUAAAGAAAGUAGUAGGGACAGACACAAGGAGAAAAGCACAAAAUCUGACAGGAGUAAAGAAAAGGAGAAAGAGAAGGGUUCAGGACACAAGAGCAAACACAAAAGUAGUAGAGAUAGGGAAAAAAGUAAAAGUAGAGAUAAGGAUAGAAAAAAAAGUAGUAGCAAAAGUAAGAGUAGGGAUAAGGAUAAACGCGAUAAAGAAAGGCGGUUGCGGGACGACGAUAGCAGCAGUGAGAAAAAAUCGAAAAAAGCGUCAGAAUCCUCUAGUGAUGAGAUCGAUAAUAGUGAAAUUUUUGAAACAAACAAUUUCGACGAUUACUCCGACUUUGACUUGGAAGACGAAGAUACUUUAUCAGAAUGUUAUAAAAUAUUUAGUGAAUAUGAACCCCCGAAAGUCGAACACAAAGAUCCGUCGCCCCCAGAACCUGUCAAAGAUGUACAAGAAGACAUCACCGCUAGUAAGAAACGUAUAGCACAUAGUUCAGCACAUAUUAAUGAGAGCGGAUCAAAAAUAAACUAUGUUAAACCAAAAAUUCAAGUUACGCCUGCGCAAAUGUUGGCUAAUCGCUUCAAGUUGGCAAAAGCAGCUCAAGCUAAUGAUGAGCAGAAAAAUAUAAUAAAUGAAGUGAAACAGACAGCUAUUAAAAGACCACCUCCAAGUUUGUUAGAAGCUGCUAGAAGUUACAAACUUCAGAAACUCUCAGUCAAAGAAAAACCAAGCGAAAAUGUUAAUCUAAUUGACUCUAUUUUGAAUAGUGCUAAAAAUAAACCUAAGAAAAUAGCACCUGUUCAAAACGUAAAUUCCAUCCAAAGAGCUAAAGCACGGAUAGAAGAAUUAGCUAAAAAGAAAGCGACUGAAACCAUCAGCAAAACAACAGCACAAACAGUGAAAGGAAAACGUGUGGCUCACGUUCCUGAUAUUUCUUUAUCAGAUAUACCGGAUGUGUUAAACGCUGAUAAAUCUAAACUCCCCAUAAACGUUCGCACACGAUUUCUAACAAUGAUUGCUGAUGAAUGCGUGAAGUUGUAUUUGACGAAAGAAGACGCUUAUAAUAGGGCACUGACUGAAGAGUUCAGUUGUUACGAAAAAUGCAAAGUCCUCAUCACUUAUAAAAACUCAGCAAUGUUGGCGGUGAACCGCCUCAGGAAAGAGUUACAAGAAAGAGAAAGAUUAGGUCUGGGACCUAUUGGUGAAGGCGAGUCAUCAGAGAAAGAUAGUUCUUCAGAUUUCAAAGGAAAAAAGUUCUAUAACCACAUUAAGCAAUACAUUUUGUCAGAGGAAGAGCUUGAUAUUCACGGGUACCCAAAAGAAAGCUCAACACCUGGCAAAGCAGUGAUAAAAAAUCGCAGAAGUAAAAUCGACGUAAGUCUGGGAGAAAAUCAAAGGAAGUGUACAAGAUGCUCCAAAAUCUACUUAGUGGAUGAAGACGGUUUCGUGUUAUAUCCAGAAGAAUGCCUGUAUCACCCCCUAAAGAAGAGGACCCUGAGAGGUGAACAAACCUACCUUUGUUGCAAAACUAACGACGGUGUUGGCUGUGUAACAUCAAAUACUCAUGUCACGGAAUGUUGUGGUGAUAGUGAACUGGAAGGUUUCCAAACUACUAUGAAACCAGAGUCUGAUGAUGACCCGCGAAAUUAUGCAGUGUACGCUCUGGACUGUGAAAUGUGUUACACCAUUAAAGGUUUGGAAUUGACUAGAGUGACAAUCGUGGACUCUGAUUGUAAAACCGUGUAUGAAUCGUUAGUGAAACCCUUAAACCCCAUAAUAGACUACAAUACAACGUUCUCUGGUAUAACCAUGGAUCAAAUGGAACGAACUAGUACCAGUAUUUUGCAAGUUCAGGCAAAUAUUUUGCAUUUGUGUAAUUCUAAAACUAUUUUAAUUGGUCACAGUCUAGAGUCCGACAUGAAAGCCUUAAAAAUAAUUCACGGGACUGUUAUAGACACGUCUGUGUUGUUUCCGCAUAAAAUGGGUCUGCCUCAUAAGAGGGCGCUGAAAGUUUUGGCUAGUGAGUUUUUGAAGAAAAUUAUACAGAAUAGUGUGAGUGGACACGACAGUGCUGAAGAUGCCAUUGCUUGCAUGGACUUGGUGAAGUGGAAACUGAAAGAAGAGUUGAAAGUACGUGGAAUUAAGUGACCAAGGUGUAUGUAUAUUUUUUACUUGUUAAUUUAUGUUAAAAUAUAUGUGUAUAUGAAAUUGUUGAUAUGUAUAAAUGUCGAAAGCAUUAUGUCCAUUAUUUAAGACUAAUACAGUUGUGUGGAUCAAUUUCUAUUAUUAAAUUAAGUAUUUAUUAUGUUCACAAAUUUUUGUAAUAAAUUUAUAUCACGGUAGUUAUACCGCCC
Molecule: messenger RNA, 3310 nt
Organism: Zophobas morio
Lineage: Eukaryota; Metazoa; Arthropoda; Insecta; Coleoptera; Tenebrionidae
Product: RNA exonuclease 1 homolog
Exons: 1
Coding region: 231-3104 (957 amino acids)
Cellular component (GO): nucleus
Molecular function (GO): nucleic acid binding; exonuclease activity
Source: RefSeq, a predicted model, not a curated record